UUUAUACAUAUUAUAAUGAGAAAAACACGCUUAUUGUUUUAAAUGAAUGUAUAGUACAGUACACAUAGAAAGUACAGGCGUGUACAUGUGUACAUACGACGUUCACGAACAGUUCAAAGCAAACAUCAAUAGAAAAGACGUUGUACACUCUCUACUUUAGGUUGUUCAGAGGGAUUGUUGCUGUGACAAGCAAUGAUUUUUUUGUAAAUGUUUUACCGAGCCAACGGGACUCUGAUGGCAAUAACAGUUGGGGUCAAGGGUCCUCUCUGUUCAUGGUGGCUUUCCUGAUCCCAGACCGGUUACGGUGCAGAGAGGGGAGUUUGAGGGGAUUGUGCUGGCGUGGGUUAACUGAACGGGUGAGUUUUGUGGUGUUUUCAGAUGAGAGAGAGAGUUGUACCAGGUUACAAAACUGAAAAUGAGAAUGGAUUCGAUGAGUGAGCAGUAAACCAGAGAUAACGGGAAAUCCAACCUGUUAACUGUCCUGGUUCAGCCCUGAAGUGUAUGAAUAUCCACAGACAGGAUGAUCUACAUCAUAAUGGGAGUAUCGGGUUCUGGAAAAAGCAGUUUGGGGAUGUUCUUGUCUGAAAAGCUGGGUUGGCCCUUCCAUGAGGGAGAUAACUACCAUCCAUGGGAGAACAUCCAGAAGAUGGCUCAUGGUGAACCACUCACAGACAAGGACCGAUUGCCUUGGCUUCUUAAACUGCAUGAAGUCAUCGAGAGAGAAAGAAGUUCAGGCUCUGAUGCAUUCAUGGCAUGCUCUGCUCUGAAGCGCCAGUACAGACAGAUCCUCCUCUACGGCUCCACAGCUCUCACUACUUCUUCUUCUGGCUCACUCCAAGAUAUCUUGCCUCCGACUCUUCCUGACGUCUUUUUCCUUUACUUGUAUGGGGACUACGAUUUUAUUUACCAAAGGAUGGUUGCCCGCAAGGGACAUUACAUGAGAGCAGAUCUGUUGCGUUCCCAGUUUGAUGUUUUAGAGCCUCCAUUGGACGAGGAGAACGCGUUGUCACUGGACAUCAGGAGGGGCAUCACUGACAUGGCUGGGGAGGUUCAGAAGCACAUUAUCAGCCAGAGGCCAUCUUCAGCAGUGGAGUCUUAACACCAGUGAAGCAGCAGACUGAGACAGAGGCCGUCAUCGCCUGGUUUUUAAGGGUUUUAUCUAAGAUAGUUGGUAGUUGUCCAAACUGCCUUGGCUUUUGGUAAUCCCCUGGUUUUUGCUGCAGUGCCUCAAAGACAUUGACAUGUGCUUCAGAGUGAAGUGUGUUGAAAAGUGCUGUACAUACAGCAAAUGAUGGUCAUAAAAUUCUUAAGUCCCCACAGGAUGAAUUCAAAUGGCCUUUUUUUCUGUACUCAAAUUGGCACAAAACUUAUGCUGUUUUAAAAAAUGCAGUAAAUACUUGCACGCUAAGGACAUUCCUGUCAGACUGUGCUCUGAUUAGUUAUACCUAUCGGCUCUGAACUCUGUUACUUAUAGGGCAGAACGUUAUUUAUCAGGUUCCUGUAGGCAUCAGACUGAAGACGUGACUGGGAAGUUUUUUUUAUUUUUUCUUCCUUAACUGUUGCCUUUGAUCAAACUGCAAUGGAAAUGUUUGUAAUAAAUAUCAAGCAACUGCAA
This is a messenger RNA of Melanotaenia boesemani (Boeseman's rainbowfish), 1615 nucleotides long. Its product is annotated as probable gluconokinase. Bases 521 to 1099 code for a protein of 192 amino acids. The record is from RefSeq and is a predicted model, not a curated record. Gene Ontology annotation, molecular function: gluconokinase activity. Gene Ontology annotation, cellular component: cytoplasm. The transcript has 6 exons. Lineage: Eukaryota; Metazoa; Chordata; Actinopteri; Atheriniformes; Melanotaeniidae.